Ipomoea nil (Japanese morning glory) is the source of this 3078-nucleotide messenger RNA. RefSeq names its product pre-mRNA-splicing factor CWC22 homolog. Gene Ontology annotation, cellular component: catalytic step 2 spliceosome. The transcript has 8 exons. Bases 177 to 2810 code for a protein of 877 amino acids. Gene Ontology annotation, molecular function: RNA binding; protein binding. Gene Ontology annotation, biological process: mRNA splicing, via spliceosome. NCBI's taxonomy places the organism in Eukaryota, Viridiplantae, Streptophyta, Magnoliopsida, Solanales, Convolvulaceae. The record is from RefSeq and is a predicted model, not a curated record.
AAUACACUCCCCUCAGUAAGAACGAAGUGACGAAACUGACUGCCGCAGAACUGCAGAAGUGUGGAUGCUCUAAGCGUCCCUCCGCCACUGCGACUGCCCUCUAGCCGACCGCCGAGAGCCGUCGCCCACCGCCAGUCCGCUACUACCCUUUGUCACUAUAUAGAGGUUUAAGCCCUAUGGCUAGGAAGUAUCUGCAUUCUGACUCUAGUGCUUCAGAUGAGGAAGGUGAAAUACGCGGCAGACAUCACUCUAGUGAUGAAGAAGCAGCUGAAGGAGAAAACGAAAGGAGUAGGUCUGAGCACCAAAGAGAAGGUGGAGAUAAGAAGUGCAGCUCUAGUUCCGACCACGAUACCUCUCCCCGAAAAAGUGAUAGAAGAAGGAAGCACUCUGAUGGGUGUGAAGUCACAAGGAAAGAUGAAACAGCGAAGGGAAAGGGAAGAAGUAGAAGAGGCAGAGAUGAUACUGACAGGCAGGAAAAUGGAAGUAGAAGAGACAAGGACGAGAAUUACCGGACUAGGUAUAGAGAUGAAGAAAAGUACAAUGGUAGAGAUAGAGAUUAUGAGCGGAUGCGUAGAAGUGGUCAUGAAGGGGAUAAUAAAUACGAGAAUGGGCACUGGAGGAGACAAGAUGAUAAUCAUGAUGAUGAUGAUGUUAGGGGUAGGGAGCGUAAAUCACAGCACCAUGACUCUGAAGAUGAGAGUAAUAAGAAAGUGGAGCGGCAAAGGCAUUUGGACAGGAUGGAGGAUGAUGGUGGACAGAAUGUCAAGAGGGAGAAUGAGCAACAGAAGGAGUGCAAGGACUAUGAUGGGAAUGAUAACAGAAGGGAAACUGACCGCAGGGAUAGGCACAGGGAGGAUCGUUAUAGGGAUUCUAGUCGAGAAGAACGUAGGAGGGAGAAAGAAAGAGAUAGGAAGGUUAAUAGUGCAGAGGAUAGUGAAAAAGGUAAGAGGUAUAAAAGCAAGAAAGGGAAGUAUGAUAGGGAAAAGUAUAAUAAUGAGAGCAAACAAGAACGUGCAGAUAAUGCAAAGUUGAAUGAGGAUUCUAAAGUGUCAAAGCAAGAAGGAAAUAUGACUAUGGAGAAUGCCAAUUUGGGGAGAAGUGGAGGAGUUUAUAUUCCUCCUUUCAAGUUGGCAAGGAUGAUGAAGGAGAUACAGGACAAAAGCUCUGUUGAAUACCAAAGAAUGACAUGGGAUGCUCUUAGGAAGAGUAUAAAUGGGUUAGUGAAUAAAGUGAAUGCGACAAAUAUAAAGAACAUCAUUCCGGAAUUGUUUGCAGAGAACCUGAUUCGUGGAAGGGGUCUGUUUUGUCGGUCGUGUAUGAAGUCCCAAAUGGCUUCUCCUGGUUUCACAGAUGUAUUUGCAGCAUUAGUUGCUGUUGUAAACACUAGGUUUCCAGAGGUGGGUGAUCUUCUUUUGAGGAGGAUUAUAUUACAACUUCAAAGGGCCUAUAAACGUAAUGAUAAGCCCCAGUUAUUGGCAGCUGUUAAAUUCAUUGCUCAUCUUGUGAACCAGCAAGUAGUUCAUGAGCUCAUUGCUCUGGAAUUACUUGCUGUUUUACUGGAGAAUCCCUCUGAUGAUAGUGUUGAGGUAGCAGUUGGUUUUGUUACUGAGUGUGGAUCCAUACUGCAAGAUCUCACUCCCCGCGGGUUGCAUGGCAUCUUUGAGUGGUUUCGUGGGAUACUUCAUGAAGGAGAGAUAGAUAAAAGGGUUCAGUUCUUAAUCGAAGGCCUCUUUGCAUUACGUAAAGCAAAGUUUCAGGGGUACCCUGCGGUACGUCCAGAACUUGAUCUAGUAGAGCAAGAGGAUCAGUUGACUCACGAAAUAUCUUUCCAAGAUACUAUAGAUCCUGAAAUUGCUCUAGAUAUCUUUAAGCCAGAUCCCAAUUUCGUAGAGAAUGAAAAGAAGUAUGAAGAAUUGAAGAAGGCAAUCCUAGGUGAGGAGGAAUCUGAGGAAGAAGGGGAUUCUGGUGCCGAGUCUGGAGAUGAGGAUGAGGAUGAGGAUGGGGAUGAAGAUGAAGAUGAAGAAGAGGAUGAGGAGCAAAUGAAAAUAAAAGAUGAGACAGAAACAAACUUAGUCAACCUUCGGAGAACUAUCUAUCUGACAAUUAUGUCAAGCGUCGACUUUGAGGAAGCAGGCCAUAAGUUGUUGAAGAUCAAACUCGAGCCUGGUCAGGAGAUGGAGUUAUGCAUAAUGCUUUUAGAGUGCUGCAGUCAGGAGAGAACUUACCUCCGUUACUAUGGUCUUUUAGGGCAGCGUUUUUGCAUGAUCAACAAAGUUCACCAGGAGAACUUCGAGACGUGUUUUGUGCAACAGUAUUCAAUGAUUCACCGUCUGGAAACUAAUAAACUUCGAAAUGUUGCCAAGUUUUUUGCACAUCUGCUUGGAACUUAUGCAUUGCCUUGGCAUGUUCUGGCGUACAUCCGGCUUACAGAAGAAGACACUACCUCUUCUUCUCGGAUAUUUAUCAAGAUUCUCUUCCAGGAAUUGUCGGAACACCUUGGAAUCCGCUUGUUGAAUGAGCGUCUUAAUGACCAAACAAUGCAAGAGUCUUUUGAGUCAAUAUUUCCAAAGGAUAAUCCCAAAAACACUCGUUUUGCAAUCAAUUUCUUCACAUCCAUUGGUCUGGGUGGGAUUACAGAAAAUCUUCGGGAAUAUUUGAAAAAUAUGCCACGGCUAAUCAUGCAACAACAGAAACCCGUAUCUGGAUCAGACGCAUCUGAGAGCUCUGGCUCUGAUUCUUCGGAGUCUGAGUCGGGAUCUGAAUCAUCCAGCUCCGAAGAGGAUACACGAAGGAAACGGAGGAGACAUUAGUGAUGUGUCCAAAUGUUUGACUGUGUAUAUAAAUUGCCCUUCGUAGUGUAAUUACAUUCACUCGGGAAUUCAUAGUUAUAGUCUAGAGUUGUGGAUAUUUUGUAGUUCAUGGUGAGUUUUCUUUCCGAAUUUCAUAUAGGGAUGAGGGUAAUAUGCCCUUUUACUUGUAACGAAAAUGCAGUUAGUUCAUUCUAGUUCUAGUCAAAUAGAGUAUGCAAUUGGAGAUCAUUCUACUCCACUUUGGCUAAUGAAGCUUUAUUACUUGUUA